Acanthoscelides obtectus is the source of this 2628-nucleotide messenger RNA. NCBI's taxonomy places the organism in Eukaryota, Metazoa, Arthropoda, Insecta, Coleoptera, Chrysomelidae. The record is from the annotation of a GenBank genome assembly.
GAAUGAAUGUAUCGCUACUGCGCAAAAUCAAAACGAAGCAGCAAAGCAAAAGCGCUAAAAGCUCUCUAUUGAAAUCCCAUACCAAGUACCAGCUAUCUAUUUCGGCUGUUUCCCAACCAAUUUUCUUGCCAGUCCCGGUAUAUUUAACUAAAAAAACACCCUGUUACGAAAUUUGUGAGUCAGCAUCAAAGUUCCGCCAAGAACAGUGAAGUGGAAGUAAUUUAAUAAUUGUAUGUACUGUUAACUAUCACGCUUAUAGGUGGAGCAUUGUUACAAUGAUUAUGUGAUAACGUACACGUACUAAAAAGUUAUUGGUUCAGUGGUGUUUUGUGUUGGAGACAAUGCCUUUUUUCCGACCAUUUUGACGUGAUCACAUGUGGCGCGUGCAGUUAUAUCCGCGUGCUGGUGGGAUGUGAAGAAAAAACGGAAGCUUUCGUAUAGCUGAUUUUGGUUCCUUGUUACUGCAAUUUGGACUUCAGCAUUCUCCGUUCCAGACGCAAAGAAGAUCAAGUCGGCUGUAUUUUUGCGGGCGCCCGCCCGGAGCAGUUCGCACGUCACCGGAGCCGUCACCUGUCGAGAUGCACCUCGAACCACCUUCGCGGCUCCGAGCUUAGCCAGUCGCACCAACAGGCGGUACCCCCACCUCCGACUCCGAGUCGUUCUUAUCAGCCGCCUUAAAACAGACCGGCUCUCGGGUGGCGGGUGGAUUCUUGAUAUUCUCAGGAAGAGUACGACUUGAGUACUACGCGCGCUUUAUCGGGCGAUUUGUUGCGUUUUGUGUUUGGCGGUACCGAAGAGUACCCUGUGAAGUUCGACGAUAGUGCGACUGAAGCAACACGAACGGACAGCCGGAAAGAUGAAGAUGGAAUUUCGGUACAAAAUCAGCAAAAAAAUAGUCACCAUAGCAUUGCUUGGGGUCAUCAUGUUGUGCUCAUCGUUCUUGAUCCAUUUCUACGACCCACUUCAAAUGAUCAUUCGCCAGUUAUUGGACUUAGCACCUGGCACCAUACUGUAUGGCUUAUGGAAAGCUCCGCCAUACGAUCUUGUGAUGAAACUAUACAUUUUCAACGUAACUAACGCAGAAGAAUUUCUUAGCGGAAAAGAAAAGCUGAACGUUACAGAAGUUGGACCGUAUGGUUACAAGGAAAUUCUAACCCACAACAACGUUUCAUUUUCCGCUGAUGGCACGGUCAGCUACAACCCGAAACGAGUUUUCACCAGUGAUCCAACUCAUUCUGUUGGAGACCCCUUGCUCGACAGGAUAACUGUCCCAAAUAUACCAUUACUUGGCAUCCAAGCUUACCUGACAGACUCAAGCUUCAUCACGAACAUGGGCUUCUCGGCAUUAGCAGCUUCACUUGGCAGCAACUCAAUAUUGAACCUAACUGUUGAUGAGUUUAUGUGGGGAUACGAGGACAAGCUAGUCACAAUGGCCAAUCAAUUCUUGCCUAAUUGGAUCGAUUUCGGAAAAUUUGGAUUGCUUGAACGGUUGAUGAGUCGAGACAACGUCAAUCGUAUCACAGUAAGCGUGGAUCCAACGAAGGCCACGUCCAAAUAUGACAACCUCCUCACCCAGGAAGAAAUAACAGCUCCCUACCACAUAGUCCGAUGGAACGGCUCUCCGGGCUUGAAAGAAUGGGGUUUCAACAACGAAACCAUGCAGACCAACAAAAAGUGCGAGCUGAUCGAAGGUGCUUUCGACGGUACUAUCUUUCCCAGGAAAAUGAGGAGGAAUCGCACCAUCACGGUAUUCAGGAAGGCCUUCUGCAGACCGGUACCGUUCCACUUCGUCGGAGACAGCCUCAGUCACGAAGGGUUCGUUUCGUACGAUUUCAAGAUGAAGAAAAACGUCUUUGGUACCCCCGAGGAGAACCCUUACAAUGAAUGCUACUGCUUCAAGGGUACCUGUCCCGGCAAAGGGCUGCAAACCAUCGCUCCGUGCUACUAUGAUAUGCCUAUCAUACUAUCUGAGCCUCACUUUCUCAACGUGGACCCAGAGAUACGGAACUCUGUGAACGGGAUGAACCCUGACGAGAAGAUUCACGCUAGCUUGUACAGGAUACAACCAGACUUAGGAGUGCCUCUAGCGGGCUCCGCCUUGAGGGUUCAGGUCAAUCUCGGAAUGGGCCAAACCAGAUACAACUCGAAGACGAGACAGUUCAACAACAUGACGGUACCACUGUUCUGGAUAGAGCUGAGCUUCGACGAGCUGCCUGGCAUGAUAUCAUUUCUGCUAAGGCUGGUCUUGGUGGUCCUCCCUGUGGGUCAGACUAUCCUGAUCUACCUCUUGGGCAUCAUUGGUUUUGCGAUGGUAUCCGGAGCGGCUUUGCUCACUCUGUUCUUCAAUAAGACCAUGGUUCCGAGGUCACUGAGUAUCGCAUCGGAGUAUACAGCGCUUCCUGCCGUGAUUGUUGCUUCGCAGUAUUUCAAGCCGGACGUUAGAAUUUCUAAAUCGUCUUAGUGAAAUUUUAUAGGUAGGUUUUAAAUGUGUGAUAAAGAGACUGAAACAAAUUUUAGUUGUAAGUUCUUGUACAUAUGUGACUUAACCUAGUGAGAGUAAUGUAAGAUGGAGAAUUGUUGUUUGAAAUAUGGUUCUUUUUUACCUUUAUUAAAUUAUACUUAUUACAA